This is a messenger RNA of Desarmillaria tabescens, 1714 nucleotides long. Its product is annotated as casein kinase II regulatory subunit-domain-containing protein. The coding region runs from base 221 to 1513 and encodes 430 amino acids. Gene Ontology annotation, cellular component: protein kinase CK2 complex; UTP-C complex; cytoplasm. Gene Ontology annotation, biological process: regulation of transcription by RNA polymerase III. Gene Ontology annotation, molecular function: protein kinase regulator activity. NCBI's taxonomy places the organism in Eukaryota, Fungi, Basidiomycota, Agaricomycetes, Agaricales, Physalacriaceae. The transcript has 6 exons. The record is from RefSeq and is a predicted model, not a curated record.
ACAGCAGAAAGAAUGGCUUGCGGCCAACGUGGAGAGCAUCCUGGCCCACAAGCACCGUCUGGGUACAGUAUACUGGAUUGGCUGCAAGGAAAACAAGAAAAGAGCACCAAGGCCACCGAGGAAUUUGCCUGAUCGGAGUUUCAAUACCUCGUUCCCACUCACAGCGUCCGAGUCGUGCCCUUGUCCCGCAAACGUUCGUUCGUUCCCCUUCCCCUGCUAGAUGCCUCGGAACAUACAAGUGGACGCCAUACCAGCGGAUGCAGACAUAGAGGAAGAAGAAGACGGUACCGGCGAAGGCGACGAAAUCAUGGAAGAAGUCGACGACCAAGAGGACGGCUACACUUCGUCAACACCCACUUCAACAGUCACUUGGAUUAGUUGGUUCUGCUCCCUACCGGGCCACGAGUUUUUCUGUGAAGUUACGGAGGAUUUUAUAGAGGAUGACUUUAAUUUGACGGGAUUGAAUACGAUGGUGCCGUUCUGGAAGGAGGCGAUGGAGAUGGUCCUCGAUGUAGAACCGGAUGAGGACGCUACUAAAAUUCCCGAUGUAUCGAUUGUAGAGUCCUCCGCAGAGAUGCUAUACGGACUCGUUCAUCAACGGUACAUCCUGACUCGCGCCGGGCUGCAAGCGAUGAUCGAUAAAUACGAAAGUAACACUUUUGGGACGUGUCCGCGCGUUUACUGCCGGUCAAUGAACGUCGUGCCGUGCGGUCGUUCAGAUUUGCCUGGUCUCGACACAGUGAAGCUCUUCUGUCCCAACUGCAACGAUAUCUACGUGCCCCCAAGUAGCCGUUUCCAAGGCGUCGAUGGUGCCUUCUUUGGAACAACCUUCGCGCAUCUCUUCUUCCAAAGCUACCGAGAACUUGCCCCUGCACCCUUCUACAAACCCAUGUCGUCCGGGAGCUCUUCGGCGUCACCUAAAAGCAGCAAUGGUUCGAGUGUUCCGGCGUUUGUGAACCCCAAUCCUCAUGGUGGACAGAAGCGGGCGGAAGGGAGUGUUUACGUGCCUAAAAUCUAUGGAUUCAAGGUCAGCGAGCGGGCAAAGAGUGGACCGCGUAUGAAGUGGCUGCGAAUGCGUCCAGAAAGUCCAGAAGAGCUGGAUAUGGUCGAUUGGAGGGGAAGGUGGAUAAACGGUGAUUAUGACGGUGAAGGUGACGAGGAUGAAGAGGAAGAAGACAGACAAAUGGAAGAUUUUGACCCGGAUGCUAUAGAUGAAGAUGAUGACGAAGAAGAAGAGGAGGAAGAGGAAGAGCCACCCAGCACGAUGCAAGGACAGCAGCGAUAUGGACGAAGGGUAGCAGACAUUAUCUCGGCCCAAAGCAUGUCACAUUCUGCGCGGACUUCUCCCACUUCUAGUGUUGCGCCUCGUACACCGAAAGAGUCACCACGGGUGAACCCAUCGUUGUAUGUCGCAUCGCCACCAAUCAGACUAGGGCUUCCUGGAGGGCAGGUGCGCAUGGUGCGGCAGUAUACUCCUCGUUUGGAGACGCUGCCUCCCACGGCGCAGGUUUGACUGAUUCGUUCGGUACAUAUUUUCUCUUCUUUGUUCUUCCACCAUUCUAUUUUGUAUACACCCGUUUAUUCCGCUGCAAGAUACCACACGCAAUCCUGUAGGCCUCUAAAACGAUCAGGAAUAUCAUUUAGCUUCUGCUUCCUUUUUCAUCAUUUCCCCUUGGGUUCGAGUGUUCAUUCCAAAACACGGUUACGGGUCAGG